CAACGGGCCUAGCUCAGUUUGGUACACCCAUGAACUGUUGAAAUACGACCCCAAUUUUUUACUAUUAUUAUUUUUUUAAUACGACCCCACGACCCCAAUUUCGAAUCCAGCUUGUGUAAGGAAGACAAAGCAAAAGCAAAACGGCGCCACUGUGAAGCACCGACCAUCGUGCUCAGCAUCACCUCCUACUGCGCGCAAAAAACUACCCUGCCGGGAAUCUUUCCACGGUUGCAGGAGCGGGUUGCGCGCCACGUGGAUUCAAUGAUCAGGAGGUGGGGGAGGUUUAUUUUCUUGUGCGAGCAAGCGCGCAAAGCCAGUCGUGUGCUCGAAGACGAAGCAUUGUCAUUGUCAGCAAAGUUGCCCACUGCUUGAUCGAAGAAAGAAGCAGAAGUCGAAGCAGAAGUCGAAGCAGCAGCAGCACCACCACCACCAACCACAGCAGCAGCAGCAGCAGCAGCAGCAGCAGAAGAAGAAGAAGAAGAUGCCGGCGCUCCCUGCGCCAAACGAGAGAACCGUGUGCGAAAUCAGUCGGACUUUGUGUAAGAUUACGGCAAAAAGGGAAACGAGAAAAAUCUCAACCUCGUUAGCUUUCUGUUUUUGAAAAUGUGGUCUGAUGUCUGCGCUCUCGGUGGCGCAAGAAGCUUAUGGCAAAAUCUUGGGUUGCACGUACCCGGAUAUUAUCAUCGGAAGGGCGGACUUGCCCGAGGCCGGGCUAGAGUGUGCUCCAACAGUGCAGAUUGUUGGCGAGUAUGUGCGGGGCCUUCCCAUUGAAGAGAACCCUGAGAGGGACCCAGCUGUGCUUGCAGAGAUGGACGUGGCUGAUGACAUGGCAGGGGAAGACAGAUUAGUGGACAACGUAGCUGAGGUUGUUCCACGUGGUGUUCGGAGAGCGCUCAGUAAAGGUGUGGAGUUGGCUGGUCGAUUCAUCAGCAAGAUACAGAGCGGCAGUGCAUCCGCUGCAAAGUUGGAUAUGCAGUUUGCCAAAGAGCCACUGGGGAUUGUCAGCUGGCAUAAGCACAGGCUGCGCUUGGCUGUUCUCGGCAAUUACGAUAGGGUGCUACUGUACGAUUUGGAGGCAAAAGGUCCAUCUGCAAAUUCUGCUGCUGUGCUGGUACAUGAGUUUCAACGAGAUGUGGCGGUGAUGGAGUGGAGGCCUCACAGCGGUGCCACACUUGCCGUUGGAUGUAGGAAUGGCAUUUGUAUAUGGUCUUUGAACCCGCCAAUUUCAGUUGGCCCCCCGACGCCGAGUACCCCGAUAAGAGGAGGAAUCCGAGCCCCUGUUGCAGCAAACAUCCCCAAGAACAGGCUUGCUAAUGCCAAUAUGGUGUUCCAUAAAAGCCCAGGAUUCGAGCAUGUGACCUGCGUUGGCACGCUUAUGCGGAGAGGACUUUCCGGCGUUUCACUGUUGAGGUGGUCCCCCACGGGAGAUUACCUUGUUUCUGCAAAAGUAGGGGGCGAGUUUUACUUGUGGGAGACGAAUACGUGGCGCUCCGAAAAGUGGUCCUCUGGGAGUGGAAGAGUGGUGAGCUGUGAGUGGAGUGCUGAUGGGAAAACCGUGCUGCUAGCUUUCGCGAACUCAACAGCAAUCGGAUCGAUUCAUUUCACUGGGAGACCUCCAUCUCUGGAUGCACACCUUCUGCCUGUGGAACUUCCUGAAUUGAGCGCCCUCGUUGGAGUAGGGAAGGAAGGCUCACCGGGUUGCAUUAGAGGGCCACAUCCGGAUUCCAAGCCGUUAACUCUCUCCUUUCACUCCCGCCUCCAGCGAAGGGCACUUCUGGCUGUGGGAUGGAGCGAUGGUUGUUGUUGCAUAUACCCACUGCUGUUCAGAGGCACGUGAAUGAGGCGCGAUUCAAAAUUCUGUCUGAUGACUCUGAUUCUGAUCCUGUGAGCCAAGAGGCCAAAGACAAGCUCAACAAGAUCAUCGUCAAUGGUAGAAAAGAAGACGGUAGCAAGAUAGAUGCACAGAGAGAGAGAGAGAGAGAGAGAGAGAGAGAGAGAGAGAGAGAGAGAGAGAGAAGCAUAGUGUUGUCAGGGAAUGCAGGAUGUUUAGGAGGAAAUAGUGCGCAAUUGUUAGAGUAGAAAUUAUGGGUAUUCGGCGGGCAACAGCAGCAUUAUGACAUAUUGAUCUUCAGCGAGCUUGGAGUCCGCUUUCUGUUUUCUCACCUGCUAGGCUGACAAGUGUUUUGCAG
Messenger RNA from Chara braunii, 2189 nucleotides. The record is from the annotation of a GenBank genome assembly. NCBI's taxonomy places the organism in Eukaryota, Viridiplantae, Streptophyta, Charophyceae, Charales, Characeae.